AAAAUUGGGGGAAAAUCUUAUUUUUACAAGACAAUCAGUAAAUAUCAGUGUUAUACAGUCGGUUUGCAACAUCGAGCAGUUUGGCCGAAAGCGGAGAAAUUAGGGUUUUAUAGUUUGGGUUAGAAGAAUCCAUCGAGGUAAAGGAAGAACAGAACCAGUGUAAUGAAGCUAGACGUGAAUGUGUUGCGAUAUCUAUCGAAAGAUGAUUUCAGGGUUCUCACUGCUGUUGAAAUGGGAAUGCGAAAUCACGAAAUUGUACCCGCUGAACUUAUCACACGUAUAGCUUCUCUCAAGCAUGGAGGCACUUACAAGGUGAUGAAGAACUUGCUCAAGCACAAGCUGCUACACCAUGACUCUUCCAAAUACGAUGGUUUCCGGCUAACCUACCUUGGUUAUGAUUUUCUUGCUAUUAAAACGUUGGUUAACCGUGGAAUUUUUACAUCUGUGGGUCGUCAAAUUGGUGUAGGGAAAGAAUCUGAUAUCUUUGAGGUUGCGAAUGAAGAUGGUACAAUAUUUGCAAUGAAGCUUCAUAGGCUGGGUAGAACUUCAUUUAGGGCAGUUAAAUCAAAGCGUGAUUACUUGAAGCACCGCAGUAGCUUCAACUGGCUCUACUUGUCCAGGCUUGCAGCUCUUAAAGAGUAUGCCUUUAUGAAGGCUUUGCAAGAACACGGUUUCCCUGUUCCAAAUGCUGUGGAAUGCAAUCGGCAUUGUGUAAUUAUGUCACUUGUGCAGGGUUAUCCGCUUGUGCAGGUAAAGCAACUGCAAAACCCAGACACUGUGUUCGAGAAAAUCAUCGGGGUUAUCGUUCGAUUAGCUGAACAUGGCCUUAUCCAUUGUGAUUUCAAUGAAUUCAAUAUUAUGAUUGACGAUGAUGAAAAGAUUACUGUAAUAGAUUUUCCACAAAUGGUCUCUGUGUCUCACACGAAUGCUCAGAUGUACUUUGACCGUGAUGUUGAAUGCAUCUUUAAAUUUUUCAGGAAAAGGUUUAACAUCUCUUAUCAAGAGAACUUGGAGGAUUCCAAUGGCUCGGAUCUAGUCUCAGAUGUAUCUGACAGGCUAAACUUUUCUUCAAUAACAAAAGUUUCUGAUGCCCUCGACAAAGAACUAGCUGCAAGUGGUUUUACUAAAAAAGUUCAAGCUGAUAUUGAAAAGUUUAAUGGAGGAGAUAUUGAUGAUGAGUCAAGUUCUGGAGAUGAUGACACUGAAGAUGAUGAAACUGGACAUAAACAACAUCGCUUGAACACAAUAAGUGAACCAGCUGUGGAUUUGAGUUCAUUGACCUUGAAGGAUAAGGUAUCUGGUGAGCAACACGAAGUUAAGGUUACACAGCAAUCCACUGAAGCAAGCCAAGGAAAUGGAGAUGAGACUGAAGAUCUAAGUGACCAGGAUGAUGAAGAAGGAAGUGAGCUUCAAGAUAAUCUUGAACUCAAGGAGAGUCUAACAAAGCAAAGACGGAGGGCUAUUCGAGCAGCUCAAGGGGGACAUAAAACCUUUGCAAAAAGAAAUACAUGCAAAGACAAAGGUGGCAAGUGUCCUCAAAAUUCAAGGAUCCAAAAUAAACAAAUGUGUAAUAGUUGGUGAUGUGCGUGAACUGUUGAACAAGAGGAAUGGGCUGAUGAAUUGUCCACUGAUAUUUCUAGAUACAAAAUCUGAUUUGUGUUUCAAACUCGGCCCUUCUGAGGAAAGGGUGGUGGAAUUCCUCCCAUCUUGUAGCAGACUCUGCAGUCUGGAGAGUAUUAUAUUUUUUGCGGAGAUAGAUUGUAUCAAAACUUAAAGAUCAUAUCUACAUAUAUUGUCAGUUUCAUGAUUUAUAUCAGUAAUAAGUGAGUUGAUUGGAUAGCUUA
Molecule: messenger RNA, 1844 nt
Organism: Daucus carota subsp. sativus
Lineage: Eukaryota; Viridiplantae; Streptophyta; Magnoliopsida; Apiales; Apiaceae
Product: serine/threonine-protein kinase rio2
Exons: 14
Coding region: 163-1581 (472 amino acids)
Biological process (GO): maturation of SSU-rRNA; protein phosphorylation
Cellular component (GO): preribosome, small subunit precursor; nucleus; cytosol
Molecular function (GO): ATP binding; protein serine/threonine kinase activity
Source: RefSeq, a predicted model, not a curated record